UAUUCAAACCGAAACAGGCCAACUUGUCGGUACAUGUCCAACUCGUCAUACAGUUUCUAUGGCCCAGCUGUGUGGGACAUUUACAUCUCAUUCAUGAAUGGGUGUUUAAGAGUUCCAGUGGUACUUUCCCCUUUCCCAAACCCCACGAUACUGUGUCGUUAGCAACGGAUGGAAGGAGUGGAGCUGCAGCUUGUUCGUAAAUGUUUACAGAGCUUCCCAAAGUUAUCGCUGUGGAUCAUAGAGUAUGCCUGGGCUCACAACAUGAUGGAUGUACAAGAAGUUGUGGACCUCUCCACUUGGCCAGAAUUGGACUUCCAGUCUCUGUGCCUUGAAGAUCCAUGGAGGCUGCGUGUUGCUUCUGCCCAGGUGUAUUACAUCGUUAAGAACAGGGCUAUGGAGCAUUUUGAGGGGACACUGGGCUUUUUGGAAACCACUUACCGGCUGUUACCCAGACUAGUGGCUCCCAUCAAACAUAUGAAGAUCCUGUUUGGCCUCAAGACAAUGGUCAUAAUGUGGAUGCUCAAGGAGGGCAGGGGAUUGGUGGAUACUGUUCUUAAAAUCAACCUGUUCUUCCCAAGUAAACUACUUCAAUACCAAAACCAAUGUACCCAACGUGAAAUGUUCCUCAUGAGGAAGAACCACCUGGACUUCAAAUCUCUGGCAUUAGCACUUGCCAUGGACAAGAUCAAACUUGAAGAUUAUAUUCUGAACCAGUUGGAGAAGCAGUAUGGUGGACAUUAUGGCCAGAAAGUAGAAGACAGGCUGCUGAACUAUCUGCAUGAGUUGGAGACUGUGUUACCAGGAGAUACCUACAUUGAUAAGAUACUGAAGAAAGAAAGUCCUAUUACUGAAGAGGAUAGGCUGUUGUUGGAAGUUAUUACCUCUGACUCCAUGAAGAUGGCAACAACUCUAAAGAAACUGCUGCACUGUGAUGUUGCCUCCUGCAGUCUGGACAAUAUGUCUGCAUCAUCAGAAUAUGGAAAGAGUACAAUGGAAAACUGUCAUCUCACAAAGUCCAUUCCGCAUUGCAUUUCUUCAAAGGCUCUCCUCAAAUCAGUUGAAACCAAAACUUCCCUAGAGUGUCAGCCAGAGGUUUUUUGGGGAGGAGGGGAGGCUGACACAGAUGUGUCCCAGGACAGCCCUCUUUUGUUGGAGAAUGACAAUGUGAGGAGAAACCAACAAACAGAGGAGGAUCAAGACAAGAUGGAGGAAGAGAGCACGGCAAUGAAAAAGGAGGAAAUCGGUCAGAGAAGCAUUGAACAUUUUCAGGAGGCUACUUCCUCCCCACAGUUCUGCUCUAAACACCAGCGAUGGGUGAAUAGCAUCCUGCAACAGUGUCCUGAUGAGUGUUCAGAAGAGCGGCUGCUUCUGCCUACUGUGUCUUCAUCUCCCCCAUUAUUCCAGUCAUCCUCUUCCACCUCUACAUCGCAGGACCUCACCCCCUCUGACCUCAUAUCAUGCUCCCCUGAUCAACAGCAUGCAGCCCAGGCAUGUGAACAGGCAAACCCUGGAGAUAAGCUGACCUCUGGAUCACCUGGAUCAGCGAAGGAGGCCUCUCAAAGGGAACCACUACCUCAGCCCUCUCCGUCCAGAGACACUCUGCUGCCUGCCCUUUUGUCGCCUGUAGUCCAAUUGAUAGACAUUGCCUCUGUCAGAGGGAUUAACCUUACCUUUAAACUCCAUAAAGCAACCCCAAAUCAGUUCACCAUGUCCGGUAACAAACAGGCAGCUUUUGCUACCUCUUUAGAUCGCUUUACCUCCAGAAAUGAUGCCAUACUUCAGGAAACGACAAAAGAUUCUAUGUUUAACCAGCCAGAAACUGUGGCCCAAAGAGUUCCCCCAAAAACACCACAAGUGCAAACAGCUCCCGAAUCUCAGGAUGCAUCUACCUCUACCAGCUGUCAACGACCAGCUCGAAAGUCUUUUACCAGACUUUCAAGAAAGGUCAGACGAGCUUGUACAACUACCAGACAUUCACAGGCUCUGGACAGAUUUAGCCAAAACCAUUCAGCUGAGCAGCUCAAAAUGGCCCUAACUACCUUUGGGACAAGUUGUCCACCUUUGCCCUGUGACGUUAAUGUCACUGGGCAUCCGACACAAGAUUCUUCUGCCUAUACUUGUCAAUCAGGGACUCUCUCCUCAGUCUGUACGGCUAAUCAGAUCCCUCGUUUAACUGAAUCAUCUCAGCAAGUUGUGUCUGAGAGCUCAGAGAAACAUCAUCCUCAGACACUCAACACAACUUCUUUUCAAAAUACCCCACUAUGCUCCACUGAUGUCUCCGCUACUUCCAACUCUUAUUGCAUGGCUGUUAGGUCGGAGACCAGCAAAGUCCAAGGAGCCCAGCCAAGGUUAUCACUAACUAGUCAGGUUAUGUUAGUGCAGUCCAAUCUACUUCAGCCUUACGUGAGUCUUAGCAGGCUGAGCACUCAGAAUUGUUACAAAAUGACCAGCGGGAGAUCCUCAUCCAAGUUUGUAGCGCCUAUGGCAAGAGACAGCAAUGAUGAGGACAAGGAGAGGAGGAAGGAAAAUGAAGGAGAUACAGAUUCUUCUUUUGAUCCGAACACUCUUUACUCAAGUUAUUCUUCAAAUGGUGACAGCGAGGAUUCGCUAAGUUGUGACCCUGACUAUAAACCUUGCAUUAAAAAGAAAAUACUUUGCUGAGUAUAAGGCAGCAAGGAGUCUUAUUAAUACAUUUUAUCGCUUGAAUACACAGUAUGGUCUUCAACUUGACAGAUUUUUGAGGCCAAUACAGAUAUUGAUUUGGAAGAGAAAAAAAACAUGUGUGAUACAGAUCAAUAGGGUGAGUUUUUUGUGUGUGUGACUGAAAUUUUAUAAAGACAUUCAUUCUCCCCAGAGGUUGAAAUGUAAUGAGAAAUUUAGCACCAUCAGCAGGUCACAGUCAUGAUCCAGUAUGAAAUAUCCUUAUGAAUUUGGUUACUUCUUCCCUCUUACCACCAUAAGAUUGAUAUACAGUAUGUGGUUUUGAGUACAAUGUCUAGUGAACUACAAGAUGGAUUUCUCCACCUGUGCGUCUCACCUUCGAAACAACUUGAGUGGGUUUAAAAAGAGACACCAUAGAUUUCUCUAUUUUUAUCCAAUCCAAGUGAGAAUGGUAUUGUGCCCAAUGUUUCACUAACUUGGCAAAUGACAAAUUACAUUAUAAAGUAAAGAUGUAAUGGUGAAAAUGUAAAUGAUACCCAGCUCUACACUGUCAAAAUGAAUGUUAUUUAAAGCACCAAAAUAAAUUCAGGUUUGCUACAAGCUCAGAAAUCAAGCCCUGUUUCAUGUAGUCUGAACAUAAUCUGUGUUGUGUGUGUAUGAAGCACUAGCGUUGCCCAUCCUCUUUAGUUUAUGUUAAGCAGACAUGGACUGCCCACUGGGAGUCACGUCAUGAGUCAGCCUCUGUAUGGCAGUGGCAUGACACGGCACCAACUGUCUGCAUCAUGAUCAAAUAUGUGAAGAGCUGGUAUCGACGUGACUGACGCAUCACUUCAGCAGCGGUCAGCACUAAGGUCAAUAGUGACCCUCAAUGUUUACAUUUCCAUAUCUACACAGUGCUGUUGGGGGGAGCAGUACUGAAGUUAGAGCCUUUGUGGUGGAGGUAAUAUGAGGACACUGUUUACUAGCUUUUGACCCAAGGAUUGAUUACCAACUGUGCCCUUGAAUGAUACUGUACCUCCUGCACAGAAAACUGAACUCAGAAUAAAUGUUUUGCUUUGACUGUUA
Molecule: messenger RNA, 3726 nt
Organism: Acanthopagrus latus (yellowfin seabream)
Lineage: Eukaryota; Metazoa; Chordata; Actinopteri; Spariformes; Sparidae
Exons: 7
Coding region: 169-2661 (830 amino acids)
Biological process (GO): telomere capping; regulation of telomere maintenance via telomere lengthening
Cellular component (GO): shelterin complex
Molecular function (GO): telomeric repeat DNA binding
Source: RefSeq, a predicted model, not a curated record